This is a messenger RNA of Trypanosoma theileri, 933 nucleotides long. Its product is annotated as putative chaperone DNAJ protein. Lineage: Eukaryota; Euglenozoa; Kinetoplastea; Trypanosomatida; Trypanosomatidae. The coding region runs from base 1 to 933 and encodes 310 amino acids. The record is from RefSeq and is a predicted model, not a curated record. The transcript has a single exon. Gene Ontology annotation, cellular component: endoplasmic reticulum. Gene Ontology annotation, molecular function: protein-folding chaperone binding; misfolded protein binding.
AUGGGCUCGGAUAUAUUUGAACUGAGAGGGAACAGUGCUCUCUAUGAUGUGCUGGGUGUACCCAAGUGCGCAACGGAUGCUGAAAUCCGCCGUGCAUACUACAAAUUGGCCGUAUUAUACCAUCCAGAUAAAAACCCCGAUGGUGUGGAAUUUUUUAAAGAGAUCAGUUUCGCUCACAGUAUUUUAUCUGAUCCAGCACAACGUCAAUUGUACGAUAGUCAGAGACUUCGGACACACAUUGAAGGACAGGCACGAGCAUAUGAUCCAAUGAUGGAUCCGAAUGUUGAACUUACGGCGGAAGAACUACGCAAGUUUGUAGAACGUAAACGCAUGGAGGAAGAAGCUAAACAAAAGGACAGAAGUGAAUUUGAGAAGCGACGUGAAGAAGAAAUGCGGCGACGCGCAGAGUAUGAUGCCCAAAAUCCCUCCUUCAAGGAGGAAUACGAACGAAUGCGCGCUCUCAUGAGGGAAAAUGCUUCUGAGCAGGCUUCUGUAUUAUUGAAGCACCGACAACCUACCACCGCUGAGUUAAUGCAACGUUUGGAGAGGAAACAACAAGAGGAAAAAAAUGUAUACCAGUCACCAUCCACCACAGGAACAAACAAUAUUGCUGGUAAGGUAGGUAUGGGGAGGACAGCAUCUAAUUCUGUUAAGUGGAGUAUGAUGCAAGAAUUCCGUGUUCGUCACAAUGGUGAAACACCGGCACCUGGUACUAUAACAGUGAAUACUGAAUCUAAUAACUUGAGUACUCGUUUGUCCUUUGUAACAGAGAUGGAUAAAAAUUCUUACAGCUGCGAUGUGGAGAGACGUAUUGACAAAUAUGCUAAUUUUGAUUACCGCAGUUUUGUUGAGAAGGGGGUUGUUGACAACUGCGGUGUUCUUGAUGAUGCUAUACUUGCUGAUGCACUGGGCCAUUAUGACCGCAGAAGGUGA